GUGACUUCGACUCUCACUUCUCUAGAGCAAAGAUAGAAUCAUCGGCUACUUUACUCUCGGACCCUCUCACGAUUUCUGCAUAUUCCUUCCUGCAGCACUGAGUAGAAGUCUCUGGGCCUUGUCUGUGUCACACGAAACCUUGGUCCUGAUGUCUCCCAAAAGGCCGAAUGAACACUCUUCUGAGGAUCGUCCGUUUCGUGAGAGAAAGAAACAAAAGCUCAAUGCUGCUCGUACCAUAGACGUGCAAGGCUCUUCGGGCCCAUUGAAUGCGAAUCCGACUGCUGGCCCAGGUCCAUCGCGCUCGAAAGCGGUUCGAUUUGACAGUAGUAAGGGUCUCCCAUCGUCACUAGAGGUAGAGAAGUUCACCGAGGCCCGUGCAUUCGAGAUCGGUGCUAUGCAACGAGCUAUGAAGAACGCAAGUUCUGCGUCAACUCAUCGCGCUUGGCAGGAGCUUCCUCGUAAACUUCGACGCAGGGCUGCCAGUCACGACGUUCGUCGUGUCCCUGCUCGACUAAGGGGCAAAGCUCGUGCAGAGAUGGACCCGAUGCGCCGCAAGAUAUUAGGAAGAAAGCUUCCCAAGCUUGGGAAGGCGCGACAAGAAAGUCGUGCAGAUAUCUUUGAACGACGUCAAAAGGAUAAGAAAUGGUUGGAAUCGCACCUGUGGCACGCUAAACGAAUGCACAUGGAGAAUAUGUGGGGUUAUCGAUUGGCCAUCCAACCGACCGAAAAGUCGUUUCGCCCCUCUCACCGUGCCUCUGUCCAUGACUCCAUCCUGCACGACGCUUCUUACAACGCCCUCAUCGAACUCAAAGGAGCUCAAGUUGUCCUCAAGUCUUUGCUGGAGGCCGUUUGUGACCUCCGAGGCCAAGGUCCAGGAGCGAGGAGGUACAUCACAGGCGCUCGCACCUGCGAUAUAAAGAUGUACAGGCCUAGACAAUAUCCUUUCGGUUUCAUAGGCCCCGUGGUUGUUAUGUGGCGACCGAGGGAACGAGGCGCUGCACAGAACGAGGAAGGAGCUGACGAGGGCGAGCAUCAUGCGCCAACUGAGAAAUCCCUGGAGGCAACCCAGAAGAAGCCGAGACGCAAACGCGGGAAGAAGAAACAAGAUGUGCCUGAGUCUGCACCACAACCUGUCACGCCGCUCGCAGAGGAAGACACAGAAAGGACCGUAUGGGUCCGGUGCCACCCAUCUAUCUUCACGGACGUCCAUGUCGCACUCAAGCUGGCCUUAUCGUUGACCUUGCAAGACCUCAAGUCAAACGCGAAGUCUUCAAACAAACAUUACGAGGUUGAAGUCACUGAUUUGUGUGACUCGGUCAACGUAUUCGAAAUUAUGGGGCCGAAGUCUAGUCAGAUUAUCAGAGGAGCAUUCCGUCCUGUUAUGGACGGGGAGAGAGCCGAGCUGAAGGAGUUUUGGAAAGCACUCAAGGACCUACAAUCACCAGGCUCCGUCCCUAAGAACAUGACAAUCGGGUUCGAAAUCCAUGACCCACGCCUCAACUUUCCACCAAAAAACGCAAAAGUGCAUGUCUCCUCCUCUCGACUACCCAGCAUCCCCGCCCCAUGGACCUGCUUCCCUACCGCUUCCCUCUCCACCUCUGAAUUGUGGAACCUGGACAAACGCAAGAACCUUCAAAUCCCACGGUUCAAGAAGAAAGAGCUCGAUGCGAGACGAUCGCAGAACGCCGUCCCGGGCACGCCACUCAACCCUACCUCGUCGGACAGCAAGAUACCUAUCAUCGUGAUCCAACGGUCACUUUCGUCGUCGAACUCUCCGUCAUCGCUCUCCAACGCCUUAAGUGCCACAUCUUUCGCAUCGUCAUCCUCUCACCCUGCUCUGCAUGGCUGGACAAUCAUGUUUCCGCGCGGUUGGUCCAUCCCAUUCCUGACAUCUCUCGUCUACACAGGCACUCGUGUCUCGGGCCAACGCGAAAUCCAACAUCAGCACUUCGAGUCGUCUGUUCCGUUCUUCCCUAGGGACUUUCCGUUUUCUGGCGAAGCGUACGAGGAGUUUAGGAAGAAGAGGGCGACGGAAGAGAAGGAGAGGUGGGAGAGAAAGCCAAAGGCCAAGAGGGCGAGCUGGGAGAAGCUGGGAACUAGGAGUGCCUGGAGAGAGGACUGGGAGGUGGUUCUUGGGCUUGAGGAACCCAAGAGUGGAUCGCAGGACGAGGAUGAGGAUAAAGGUGAAGAUGGUGAUGAGAUGGAUGUCGACAAGCCGGGAUUAAUGCCGACUCAGCGGGAGGCGCCCAAUGCUCAAUCCAAACCGCAGGCUCAAAACAGUAACGUCCGACCCUGGCUCCUGCAAGGCUCUGAAGUUCCAGCUAUUCUCACCACCGCCUUUCAAUCCCUCAAUCCCUCUUUUUCUCUGCUUACCUCAAUCAAACAACUCCGCAGCAAACGUGGCAUGGACCCUAUUCCACCGUCCUCUGUCUCCGUUAUUCCCGCCAGAUCAACCACAUCUAUCUCAGAAGGUGCACUGGCUGACGACUUGAUGAGCGGCGCUCUCGUGCAAAUCCGCCUGAAUAUGUUGGGCCGUGGGUGUCCGGAGGAUCUUGCAAUAAUCUAUGACGUGGAUGAAAAAGAGGCGAGGAAAUGGGUUAUUGCGUCUAGGAAGGCGAAAAGGGGCCAGGAUUGGGAUAUGGAUGGUGAACAAAACACAACGCAGUUGUCUGAGGGGAUACCAUCUCAAGGAGAUAUAAUCGGCUACGUCACAAGCGGAAACUACUCACUCUCUCGUGGAGAGGCGUUCGCCAUCGGAUGCAUACCCCUAGUAAAGCUGCUCGAGCUCAAACAGAGAGCACAGAAGUUAAAGCUAGAGGGAAUGAUGGUCAAAGUGCGAGAUCGGGGUGAGACCAUCUGUAGAGCUGCAUGGGUCGAAGUAUUGGGGGUGUAG
Molecule: messenger RNA, 2893 nt
Organism: Stereum hirsutum FP-91666 SS1
Lineage: Eukaryota; Fungi; Basidiomycota; Agaricomycetes; Russulales; Stereaceae
Product: POP1-domain-containing protein
Exons: 12
Coding region: 149-2893 (914 amino acids)
Biological process (GO): tRNA 5'-leader removal
Cellular component (GO): nucleolar ribonuclease P complex; ribonuclease MRP complex
Source: RefSeq, a predicted model, not a curated record